Plasmodium coatneyi is the source of this 1605-nucleotide messenger RNA. Its product is annotated as KIR-like protein. Bases 1 to 1605 code for a protein of 534 amino acids. The transcript has 3 exons. NCBI's taxonomy places the organism in Eukaryota, Apicomplexa, Aconoidasida, Haemosporida, Plasmodiidae. The record is from RefSeq and is a predicted model, not a curated record.
AUGGUGAACGGAAAGCAGAAUGAGAGACCACUGCAAGACACGGCGAUUGUCCAGGCGAUGAAGAAGGAGUAUCCAUUUUUGAAAAAUUGGCGGGAUUACAAUUUUGACGACGAGCGAGCACUUUACAACAGCAAGUUCGAAUCCAUUUGCAGCGAUUGGCAAGGAACCGCCAAAUACCUGAACAAGCAUAAUUGCAUAAAGCUGUUUAGCAUUAUCGACACUGUAAUCAACAGAGGAAAAGUGAAAGGGGAUGACGAAAUCUGGAAGAGCUUAAAAGAAUGGUUUGAAAAACCUAAUAAAAAUACAGAAUUCACGCCAGAAUUGAUUAAAAAAUACAUUAAUGAGAUUGGAGAUGAACUAAAUAAAGUACUUCAAAAUGAUUUUAGGAAAUUUAAAAGUACCCAUGAAAAUAAUAUCGAGUUUGGCCAUAUAGCAAUGUUAUUUUAUUUCAUACAAAAUGUAGCAGAAAUUAAGCCUUUGAUGGAAAAUCCAAGUAAUUCCCAAUUUCCUUCAGCUUGUGCAUUUGUAAAUCAUUGUCUAGAGAUUUAUCGACAAAUUAAGGAGCUUAAAUGUUCGGGUAAUUCAAGCACCAAUUAUAGUGGCAGUACUAUAUGCGUGGAAAUUAAUUCCUUUUUGGAAAAGUACAAAACUUUCUUGUAUCCAAAUCUCAAAAAGUGGGAAAUUGUGGACAUACCUAAAGGUGCAGAUGGCCCCAUAGAUGCCCCAUUAAAGUGUCCCUAUGAGACUUCUAAGAGAUCAUUCCUUAGCAAUUAUCCUGGAUAUGAUACUGACUUAUCCUUCGGCGGCAAGGUGGGGGUGAUUUCUGCUUCUGCCCUUUUGGUAUCCGUCAGUUUGUUCAUGCUGUACAAGUUCACCCCUCUGGGAUACAUGUUUGGUAGAGAGAGAAGAGGACGACGAACUUGGAUAGGAAUGGGACACCCUUAUAGACAAGGAAUGCAUGAUGGAAUGAGCAGCAUGGGCCCAAGUUCGGAAGGUACAGAUUAUAUGCCUUAUUAUUCUUCUCAAGGAAUGGGAGGCAAUGGAAAUUAUGGGGUGCAAGGUUUUGGCAGUGAUCCUUCCAUGGGAUCAGGACAGACUUUGGGAGGUUCAUCGUAUGGGUCGUCUCAAAUGUUGGGCGGUUCAAGAGGAGGGUCGUCUCAAAUGUUUGGAAGUUCAACAGGCGGAUCGUCUCAAAUGUUUGGAAGUGCAACAGGCGGGUCAUCACAAAUGUUUGGAAGUUCAACAGGAGGGUCAUCACAAAUGUUUGGAGGUCCAAGAGGCGGAUCAUCACAAAUGUUUGGAAGUGCAACAGGAGGGUCAUCUCAAACGUUAGGGGGUUCAUCGUACGGGCCGUCUCAAUCGUUUGGAGGUUCAACAUAUGGUACGUCACAAACGCUAGGAGGUUCAACACGUGGGGAGUCUCGAACUUCGAGACGUCCAAAACGUGGGGCCACGGAAACUUCGGCAAGUUCAACACUUGGGGAGUCUGUAACUUCGAGAGGUUCAACACGUGCCGAGUCGGUAACUUCUAGAGGUUCAUCAGAUACAGAAUCGGUAGCUUCGAGUGCAACAAGUGCGUCAUCACAAAUGUCUAGAGGUUCAUAA